AUGACGUUCAAGGCUGCCCUGCUUCCACUGGCGCUCCAGCUGCUUGCUUCGAGCGCAGCGCUUGCCAGCCCUAUGCCUGCUAAGGCAGCAGCGAUCGAUUGCACCGAGCCCGCCAACAACGCAGCUUCAGCAAGUGGCGCCACCACGUCCUCCUCCGCUGCGGCUCCACAGCAGACUCCUGGCUUUGUCAACAACGGCACCAUCGGCAGCUAUGCCUGUCUGUACAGCUCGCAGUCGGAAGACGACCAACUCGUCCUCGGCGCAGCGUCGACAGUGCCCGGCACCCAGUGCCCAGACGCCCUGCCUCCGGUGUAUCCAAACAACCACAUUGAGCUGCGCGCUCCCGACGAUUCGAUCCGCGCCACCUUCCAGCCGUACGGCUCGGGCGUCACUGAGCUCUGGGUCAAGGACCGUUGGGGUGGCUGGCGAGACGUGGUGCUCGGCUACGACAACACCACCAACUGGGCCACCGAUCCCAUCCACCCCAACUUUGGGCCCAUCGUCGGCAGGUAUGCCAACCGCAUCAAGAACGGUACCUUUGAGCUCAACGGCGAGACGUACAACAUCCCCAAGAACGAGAACAACCUCGACUCGCUCCACGGCGGCAAGAUCGGCUACGACCGCAGCGCGUACACGAUCAAGAGUCUCAGCUCCAACGAGGUCGUGCUUGAGCAUGUUGAUCCCGAUGGAUUCCAGGGCUUCCCGGGCCAGGUCACGACGCACACGCGCUACACGCUGGGAGAGAAUGCGACGUGGCAUAUCGAGCUGAAUGCGACAGCGACCAAGCAGACGCCCAUCCUGCUCUCAUCGCACGUCUACUGGAACCUGGCGGCGUUCAACGAGUCGGCAUCGAUCCUGGACCAUGUGCUGCACAUGCCCUAUGCGGACAAGUACGUCAAGACGGACACGAUCCUCAUCCCCACCGGCCCACUCCCGCCGGUGCAGGAUACGCCGUACGACUUCCGCGAGCCUACGCCGUUCACCAAGAACUUCAACGACACGCUCGGCGUGUGCGGAUACGAGUGCAAGGGCUGGGACUCGUGCUUCAUCAUGUCCGACCCGCCCGGAUACGACACUGCCAAGCCCGUGGUGGAGAUGUACAGCCCCAAGUCCGGCAUCAAGCUCUCGGUGGCCACGAACCAGGCGGCCGUGCAGGUCUACACGUGUCCCGGCGUCAACAGCCCCGCCAAGGGCAGCAUCCCGCGCAAGCAGGUGCACGGCGGCAAGGUGGGCGAGAACAUCGGAGAGGUCAUCUACGACAACUCUGAAUGCGUCGUCCUCGAGAUGGAGGACUACAUCGAUGCCAUCAACCAGCCCGAGUGGGGUCGAAACCAGAUCUACGGGCCCGACCGUCCGUACCACUGGAAGUCCACCUACACCUUCUCUACCGUCGACGAGAACGGCAACGCCAUGUAG
Messenger RNA from Moesziomyces aphidis, 1416 nucleotides. NCBI's taxonomy places the organism in Eukaryota, Fungi, Basidiomycota, Ustilaginomycetes, Ustilaginales, Ustilaginaceae. The record is from the annotation of a GenBank genome assembly.